Molecule: messenger RNA, 3715 nt
Organism: Ceratitis capitata (Mediterranean fruit fly)
Lineage: Eukaryota; Metazoa; Arthropoda; Insecta; Diptera; Tephritidae
Gene: Gyg
Product: glycogenin-2
Exons: 7
Coding region: 389-3253 (954 amino acids)
Cellular component (GO): cytoplasm
Molecular function (GO): glycosyltransferase activity
Source: RefSeq, a predicted model, not a curated record
UAGCUCGCGGGCCGGGUCGUACAUACACUUUGCUGUAGGCAAACGACGAAACACAAAAUCAGUUUCUCGCCGCUCGUGUACGGAACAACAACGUUUUGUGAAGAAAGUUAAAGCAGUAAAAGCGCAAAAAAGCGAAACACUGAAAAGAGACUGAGUAGAACGGGUCAUAAAGACAGGCAGACACUGUAGUCAGUCAGUCAGUUGGGCAAACGCAAGCCACCCCGAAGCAUACACGCAGAAGAGUGAUUUUGUAGAAAAGUGCUGAAUAGAAAAGUGCAAGCAAGCAAAAAGAGAUUUGUUGAAAAAGAAAAAUAAGCAAAAAAUUAAUAAAUUAUAAAAUUUAUUUAAUUUUAUUAUAUUCUUUAAGAACAACAACAAAUUAAACAAAAUGAGCAAAUUUGCGUGGGUGACGCUUACCACAAAUGACACGUACUCACUGGGUGCUCUCGUGUUGGCACAUUCGCUACGCCGCGCCGGCACUGCCCAUCAAUUGGCCGUCCUGGUGACGCCCUCCGUCUCGGAAGCUAUGCGCCAGCGCCUGCAAGAUGUCUACAAUGUAGUGCAAGAAGUGAAUGUUUUGGACUCACAGGAUGCCGCUAAUUUGGCACUGCUCGCACGUCCCGAAUUGGGUGUUACAUUCACAAAAUUGCACUGCUGGCGUUUGGUGCAAUUCGAGAAGUGUGUCUUUCUCGAUGCCGAUACACUGGUGCUGCAAAACUGCGAUGAACUGUUCGAACGCGAGGAAUUGUCUGCCGCACCCGAUGUCAGCUGGCCCGAUUGCUUCAACUCCGGUGUGUUCGUCUAUCGUCCCAGUUUGGAGACAUUCGGCAAAAUCACAGAAUUCGCCGUGCAACAUGGCAGUUUCGAUGGCGGCGAUCAGGGCUUGCUGAAUUUGUAUUUCGACGAUUGGGCGCAAAGCGAUAUUAAGAAGCACUUGCCAUUCAUCUAUAAUGUGGCCGCAUUCGCUUCCUACUGCUAUUUGCCUGCAUUCAAACAGUUCAGAGAUAAAAUUAAGAUUUUGCAUUUUGCGGGCAAAUUGAAGCCAUGGCUAAUACAGUUCAAUUCCGAAAAUCGCCAGGCGCUCACGCCCACAGAAUAUGCGCACGCCGCCGAUUUAAUACAGUUCUGGUGGAAUAUCUUCUGCGACAAUGUGCACCAACAGUUGUCCGAUGCCAUGUGUGGGGCGCUCCUUCAUUAUUACUAUCAUUAUCAACAACAACAACCCGCACAGCAACAACAACACGACCACUAUGAUCAUCACUAUGAGCACGAACAGCAUCACGAACAUUCGCCGUCGUCAGCGCCGAAUUAUUACGAAUUUGAAAAUAUCAAAGAAUUUCGCGAUCCUUGGGAAGAUUACUAUGAGAAUUUAGCGAAGCAAGAAAGCAAAGAACGUGAACAACAUCAUGAGCAGCAUUACGAGCAUCAGCAUGAACACCACGAACAACAUCACGAGCAUCAGCAUGAAUACCACGAACAACAUCACGAGCCGGAAUCGCAACCACCAGCGUCGGAGCCAACUCACGAAUGGCAACACAAAGAAGAAGAGCAACAGAGACAAGAUCAACAAGAGGCUAAUUAUAAUAGAGAACAACAGGCUUGGGUUGCAGCCACACAACCCCAGCAACAUCAUGUACAAUCACAACAGCAGCAACAACAACAUGAAAAGCCAAUAGAACCAGAACAUCAUGACCAUGGAGCACAGAAAACUCCUGAAAUUCAUGCAACUCAUAAGUCCUAUGAACAAAGUACAAAUUCUCGAAGAAAUGAGAAUACAACAACAACAAAAACAACAACAACAACAAGUGAAAGUCAACAGAAAAUUUAUGAAACGAAAAUUCGUAAAGAAAACACUGCCAAAAAAGAGCAACAACGACAACAAGACUUUUCACCCGCAUCAAAAGAGCAAAAGCAACGACGUGAUGAUGAGACAAAGAAAGUUACCGUUAGCACUAGGUCUAGUACAGAUAAGCAAGCAUUCCGUAGUAAAGAUGUGAAUGAAAGAGAAAGAGAAAAGAAAACUAAAACUAAAACUAAAACGAAUGAGGCUGGUUUGGCUGGCGCUUUGUCACAAUUGCGUCUCGGCGAACAACGCACACCCGAACAGGAGGCCUACGAACAGCUGAUGCGUCGCCAGUGCUGGGAGGCAGGACAAAUCGAUUAUGCGGGCAGAGAUUCCUUUGACAAUAUUUGGAAGAAAAUAACACAAACUUUGGAAUCGAAGCCCAGCCCAUCGCCACCAAAGGAGGAGGAUAAAUCUGCCGAAAAAGAACAACAAAAUUACGUAGUAGAAAAUCGAAAUCCCCCUAACAACUCUCCCUCUCCACAAAUAGGUGCACCUGUGGCAGUGCCACAACCUGAAGUUGAUUCUGAGACUAUGGCUAAGGCUGCGGCUGCCGUUGCGGCAGCAGCCCAAGCUGAGAAGGCUGAAUCGGAACGCUUAGAACGCAUUAAUCGCAUGCUGCAAGAGAGCGCUGUUAUGCUGGAAGAGCAGAAGGUGGAGGAGCGCUUGCCGCGACCUCUACUGACGGUGGAUACUAAUAAUGCUUUGUUGAGGCGUAGCAGAUCGCCAGCAAAUCGCCAUAAUAAUGCUUUUAGCAAUAACAAUAAUAACAAUAAUAACAUUUACAACAAUACUAAUGCACAAUCGCUCAAUGCGCCAAGAAAUUUAAAUAGGACACCCUCACCGAUGCAACAACAACGACAGCAGUUGGCAAUACAAAAACAAUUGCAACAGCAACAGGAACUACAACGGCAGUUGGAACAAGAAGAACGGCAACGGCGAUUGAUACAACAACAGAAGCAACAACAGGAGCAGGCCAUACAACGACAGUUGCAGCAACAACAACAGCAACAGGCGAUACAAAAGCAAUUGCAGCAGCAACAGCAAGCUGCACAGCGACAAUUACAACAAAUACAGCAACAACAGGCGAAGACGGUGCAAAGACAGCCCACCACACAACAGCCCAAACUAACGACACCUAUACAACAACAAACGUUGUUGCAAGCACAAGCACAAGCACAGGUACCAGUACAACAGCAACAAACGCGGACAAUAGUACAAGAACAACCACGCAAACAGUUACCGCAACCGCCGACCACUCAACAACCGCAACGUCCGCCGCGACUGCAUCAACAUAAUCACCCACAACAACAACAACAACAAGCACAAGCACAAACCUCACAACAAUCACAAGCACAAUCGUUAGCCGCCAAGCAGGCUCCCACCAGAUCCCACCGUAAGAACAAAUAACAAUUACUUAAACUGGUCGCUCGCUACGGUUGUCUGCUGCCCACCUGCAUACUGGAAGAGCUUGCAGGCGUGCGGCUACCGAAUCCCGUACAUGUAUGAUCGCAAAAGACAAACCGUAGGGCAGUUCAACCCCCGAACACGUAGUUGUAGAUCCAGGACCCUCACAAAAUCACGUUCAAAGGCUGACGAUGAACUCACCCACAUUUGCACAUACUUACAAGGACGUACUGAAAACGACUGAAAUAUUUACAAACAAACAUAUUCAACGACCUACGAAUUGCGUGUAAAUUUUUCUCAGUGUGACACCUCCCCUCGGGUGUUGCCGUUAAGUGCUUUAUUGGAAAUCGAACUCAGGAUUCGAAGCUUGAAUUUUUUUAUUCUAAUAUUAGCUGCGUAAGAUGCUUAAGAAUUAAACCACAGACUAAAAACUAAAAAACAAAAUUAAAAAUUAACAAAAAAAAA